Solea senegalensis (Senegalese sole) is the source of this 6373-nucleotide messenger RNA. RefSeq names its product transcription factor COE1-like. NCBI's taxonomy places the organism in Eukaryota, Metazoa, Chordata, Actinopteri, Pleuronectiformes, Soleidae. The record is from RefSeq and is a predicted model, not a curated record. Gene Ontology annotation, biological process: regulation of transcription by RNA polymerase II. Gene Ontology annotation, molecular function: DNA-binding transcription factor activity, RNA polymerase II-specific; RNA polymerase II cis-regulatory region sequence-specific DNA binding. The coding region runs from base 668 to 2467 and encodes 599 amino acids. The transcript is spliced from 17 exons.
CACCCUCCUCCUCCUCCUCCUCCUCCACCCUCAGGCAGGAGAAGCCCGUGUUUGGUUCUCGGAGAGUCAGUCCUUUGGGAAGGAGUCACGAAGCGUUUUCCUCAGAGAGGCAGAGAGGGAGCGAGAGAGUGAGAGAGAGAGAGGAGUGUGCAGUGUGGAGAGCUCGGGACUCACCCGCAGGACGCAGCGCUGCUCUGGACCUCAGCACACGUCCCCCGGACCACAGGAGGACGAGAGGAGAACGCAAACGAGUCCAGAAGUGUCAGCACAUAAUGAUGACAUCUCAUCUGAGCGCCACUUGAUUUCUCCGCUGUUUUUUGGUUCCAGUUCCUCCAAAGUGCGGCUCUCCGCGCGCAAGCCGGAGUGACUUUUUUUUUUUACGCACCUUUCCACGCCGCGUCCAUCUGGUGAUUUACACACGUGUUUUUAAGUGACUGGUUCAUUGGAUCCUACCAUUCGGAUGUGACCCCGCUCUCACGUUUUAACCGCGACUUCCUCCUUAUGCAGGACUAAAGGAAUAAAGAGUUGGUUUUGUGGCGAAGCAGCAGCAGAAGGAGCAGAGCGCGCACCUUUGCAAAGCCCCGCUUGAGUCAGGAGGACAAGUGCACAGCGCAGCGGGAGACACGGACUAAAACCGGCACCAACACUGAGCUUCGGAGGUUUGCUCAUGUUCGGGAUCCAGGAGAGCAUCCAGCGAAGCGGCAGCAGCCUGAAGGAGGAGCCGCUGGGAGGCAUGAACGUCCGGGGAUGGAUGCAGGGGGGCGGCGUGCUGGACGCCAACACAGCCGCCCAAAGUGGAGUGGGUCUGGCCCGGGCUCACUUUGAGAAGCAGCCGCCCUCCAACCUGCGGAAGUCCAACUUCUUCCACUUCGUCCUGGCGCUGUAUGACCGUCAGGGUCAGCCUGUGGAGAUCGAGAGGACCAACUUCGUGGACUUCAUCGAGAAGGAGAAGGAGAUGAGCGGAGAGAAAACCAAUAACGGGAUUCAUUACCGGCUGCAGCUGCUUUACAGUAACGGCAUCAGAACAGAGCAGGACUUAUAUGUUCGACUCAUCGACUCCAUGACUAAACAGCCAAUUGUUUAUGAAGGCCAAGACAAGAACCCAGAGAUGUGCAGAGUGCUGCUGACACAUGAGAUCAUGUGCAGUCGGUGCUGUGACAAGAAGAGCUGUGGAAACCGUAAUGAGACACCCUCAGACCCUGUUAUCAUUGACAGAUUCUUCCUCAAGUUUUUCCUGAAGUGCAACCAGAACUGUUUAAAGAAUGCAGGGAACCCACGGGACAUGAGGAGGUUCCAGGUGGUGGUCUCGACUACGGUGAGCGUGGAGGGACAUGUCCUGUCAGUGUCCGACAACAUGUUUGUCCACAACAACUCCAAACAUGGCCGACGGGCCCGCAGGCUCGACCCCGUGGAAGGAACGCCGUCUUACCUAGAACACGGAGCAGCUCCAUGUAUCAAAGCCAUCAGUCCUAGUGAGGGGUGGACUACAGGGGGCGCUACAGUCAUCAUCAUCGGCGACAACUUCUUUGACGGUCUCCAAGUCAUUUUCGGUACCAUGCUGGUUUGGAGCGAGUUAAUCACGCCGCACGCCAUCCGGGUGCAGACGCCCCCCAGACACAUUCCUGGUGUCGUGGAGGUCACUCUGUCUUACAAGUCUAAACAGUUCUGCAAGGGCACACCAGGAAGGUUCAUAUACACAGCACUGAAUGAGCCGACCAUUGACUACGGUUUCCAGAGGCUUCAGAAAGUCAUCCCUCGACACCCGGGAGACCCAGAGAGGCUGCCAAAGGAGGUUAUUUUGAAGAGAGCAGCCGACCUGGUAGAAGCCCUUUAUGGUUUGCCCCAUAAUAACCAGGAGAUCAUCCUGAAGCGCGCGGCGGACAUUGCCGAGGCUCUUUACAGCGUUCCGAGAGGACACACCCAGCUUUCCGGCUCCACCCACGGUGGCAUGAUGGGAGUCAACUCGUUCACCGGGCAGCUUUCAGUCAAUGUCUCCGAAACCUCACAGGCCAAUCAGGGUUUCGUGCGCAGCAGCAGUAGCGUGUCCCCUCACGGUUAUGUGCCUAGCUCCACGCCUCAGCAGACCAGUUACACCUCAGUCACCAGCACCAUGAACGGCUACGCUAACAACGCAGGCAUGACCAACCUGGGAGGCUCGCCCACGUUCCUCAACGGCUCCGCCGCCAACUCGCCUUAUGCCAUUGUCCCGUCCAGUCCCACUAUGGCCUCCUCCACCUCCCUCCCGUCCAAUUGCUCCUCCUCCUCUGGAGUCUUCUCCUUCUCUCCGGCCAACAUGGUGUCGGCGGCCGUUAAGCAGAAGUCCGCCUUCGCUCCGGUGGUCAGGCCCUCCUCCUCCCCUCCGCCCUCCUGCACCAGCGCCAACGGGAACGGACUCCAAGAUCAGACAUUUGUGGACUCUAGCAAGUACUCAACAGCCAGCUCUCUACAAGGCCUGGCAUUCACCUGAACAAUCCCUGGAAUGAUUGUCCCACCCAUGUAAAGGUGUGAGUACAUGACUGUGCGUGUGUGUGCGUGUGUGUGCGUGUGUGUGUAAGUGUGUGCAACUGCGUGAGACAUGAACCAAGCACACUCGCACCGUGGACGUCGGUGGGAGUCAGACUCCGAUCGGGGAUGGACACAGCUGUCCCUAUCUGAAGGAACAAACUCAACUCAGGCCCUUUCUAACACAAAAACAAACAAACAAAAAAAAAAAAACAACUGCAAGAAAAACAAAUGUUUGCGAGGAAAUACGUUGUUUAGACUUUGUACACCUUGAUGCUUUUAUAGGAGAAUGGCCACGCCUAUAACACAACUCUCCACGGACACUGGAAGUGUAUUUAUUUUGGACAGAAUCCACUUCCUCCCUUGAGUGAUUGUCAAUUUGUUUUUUUUUGUAGUUUUUUUGUUCCUUUUUUGUGCAGCAGUUAUCGUGUGAUAAUCAUCUUCUAAGUGUAUAUCCUACAUGAGGGAUUCUUUUUUUUCUAUUUAUGAAGUGUGGUCGUCAAUGAAGGGAAUAUAAUGUGAAGAAAACCUGGUGAUGAUGAUGAUGACGCUGAAGAGGCCGCAGGAAUCACGCGGGCUCAAAGACGAGCCAAACCACACGCACACUCUCACUUCCUUCUUGCCGAGUCCGUCCUCGGCAGCGCAGACACUCAGUACGUUUCCAUGCUGCGCUAAACCGAGCUACACUUGUAACUUCACCGUCUAAUUGGACGACUGUCCUUGUCCCUGUGUGAACACACUCGCGGAGAAUUGAUUUAUUGAAUGAAAUGUGUCCGACUCCACUACGCUGGGUGGCGAUAUGCACCUUCCCGGCUUGUUAGUGUAAGCUGAAGCUGAUGUCAAGCACCGCCCUCGCCAUCCGUGACCUUUAAUAUUCAAUAAACCUGGUCUCCUCUUCAGUCCAGACGAUGGACUGGCCCGGAUCUUGCCAUGUUUUUCUCACUCAGUAUGUUUCCAUCCUCGAAACGGGAAUCAGUUUACUGAAUGAAGGCUGUCCACCAGGGGUCACCCUUUAAAAGCUGAUAGAGCAUAACAUCGGUCUUCGUUUAAAAAUCCAGUGUCCUGAAUUUAGCCAUGUUUUUGGUCACUCUGGUCGUCUGUGUACCCACUUUGUUUGUUGUUUCUAACCUCUGGUAUGAGCAGGUAGUUGUGCCAAGGCGAGCUAUAGUCCGACUGAAUGUAUACACGCUAGCUCGUUAUCUGACUGUGUCAAUGAAGUACAGUUAUUUAAGGCCCAUUUAUACUCCAUUUUAAGUCCGUCCAUCUAAAACGUUAUCUCCGUCUAUACCCUGCAUACCUUUGUGCAUCUUUUGCGUUGGUAUGGACAUUUACACAAUACUUCCUCUAGAGGGCAGUGUCGAGUUCCAAGUUGCAGGCAUCAACAAAGGGGUUAUUGUCACUCUCUGUUUUCUGGCUGCAUGUGUUACAGUUGUUUCACUGCACCUUUAGGUGGCUUCUUCAUCCAUUUCCCUGGCUGAUUAGACUAUUGACUGUCCCCACGAUGGGCCUAAAGUCCAGUUUUAGUCAGACUAACACAAUAAUGAGUUUUCUUUGAUGUCAUGUAAACUUAGAGACUGUUGCCGUCUUCUGUGUAUCGGCUUCUCCUUGUGUUGGAUCCAGAUCCUGCACCUAGUGCAGUUUGGGUCCUAUAUAAUGUACACAUUCAGUAACAGUUCAACUCCCAGUCACAUUAUCUAGGUGUGUUAGUCGGACUUAAAAAAAAAAAAAGAAAAGAAGGGAAAUUAGUUUUUUAAAAGUUGAGUUUUAGUCCCACAAUAAUUGUCAUGUAAACGUACUGACUGAAAGUUCUUCCUCUGCGCUCUGAGUGGAUUAUAGAAUGGAUCAGGUGCUUCCUGUCGGCGACUGACGCUGCAGUUGCUUUGUUUACUUUCACACCGUCGCUCCUGCGCCCCAACACUUACGGAAAAGUGCGAAAUUCAGUCACUCGUGAAACCAAGGAGAGUCCAGGACAGAUCUGAUGUCGACUAACUGUGACAGAAAAGGCCAUAGGUUAAUGAAGCUCCUCCCCCCACUGGACGCCAACAGCAGCUUCAGGAUUUGACCCAGCAACUCUGCCAACACGUCUGUUACCAUGUAAUCUGAUUAAACGUUGGACAUUGCCACAGCACAUUUGUCUAAAAAAACAAAACAAAGUAGAUAAUGUCUUAAAGACUGCUGCCAUUUUGACCUUGAUUUUGUUGUGAGAUGAUCUAUUUUACACUUUUUUUAAAAAAGCAUAACUUCCACUUUUAGCUUGCAGUGCUUUUUAUUUGUGUGUGUGUGUGUGUGAUUAGCCAGCCAAUUAAACAAUUUAAGUGUGAAAACUAGCCAAUGGUGGGUGUUAAAUUCUGUGCUGCAAGAAAUGUCAAUGAAUGCAAUCGUGAAAUGAGGGAAAUAUCUUGAACCAUUUUUAUUUUUGCAGUGCAGCUGCAUUUGCAUCACAUUUCUGCAAAGCUUUACUUAUUUCCAGCUCCAAAAUAUGAUGUUUUUUUUUGCAGCGCAGAGCAACUUGGCAGCAGCAUGUCUUAAAUCUGCAGUGAAAGGGAAACUCCCUGAUGGUUUGUUGUGAACGUCACUGCUCCCUCACACCUGCAGUUUGUGUGAUUCACGAGUCUUAAUUCAUUCAGUCCAUGUUUUGUUUUGUUUUUAUUUGAUUUUGCUCAUGUCAUGAUUUUGGGAUGUUUAAAAGUCUUAAGCCACAGUUUCACAGCUGCUCGUCUUAUCAGAGGCAGUGGGCCAAUAAUGUCGGUGCAGUAAAAGCAUAUGACACAAAUAGAGACUCUAUGAAAGUAAUCUUGGACGUGUGUGUGCCGGACAGAAGACCUAACUAGACUUAACUAAUGUUUGAAUGUUAUUGAAUUGAAGAGAAAUGAAUGUGAACAAAACCAGAAAUAACCCUGAGAAACUCACGUCUUCAGAUUAUGUUCUCAUCUGCUUUUGUCUCUCAUGUCUAAGGAUGUGAAUGUCAUUUGUUUUUGUAAUAUAGUGUCUGUAUUUUUUUUGUGUUUUUUUUUUUAAAGCCAUACUUCCACUGCUUAUUUCAAUCAAACUGAAAGAAGCCAUUGUGUAAUUGUUUUUAAAUUAAGAUUUUGUUUCCAUUAUUAUGUCAUUUUGUAUUGUUACUGCCAUCAUCACGUUGCGUUAUCUACACGUAGAGUUAAUGAAUUUGUCGAUAUAAUGAUCUGUGUUUGGAUUGUAAGAUGGAACGCUGAAGGCUGAAGAUCCGGUCAGGUUUUCUGUCCUCGCUCUGCUCCCGUCCUCUCCUCAUGUCCCUCCCACAUCUUGUUUUUGCUUGUGCUAUUAAUACUCUGUAUGUUUUCCUUUUCUUCCCUUUAAAAAGAAAAAGAAAAAGCAAUGAGCCACCUAUUUAUUUGAUCUCAAACAUGGGUCUGAAGACCACUCUUGUGUUAGUGACUACAUGUGAGCGCGUGUGUCCGACUGUGACUGUCGUCAUCCUUUUUCCUUUAAAAGAAAAACGUGAUGUUUAAAAGUUGAGGAAUGUGUUUUGUUUUUGUUCUUCUUUAAUAGUACAUAGUUUUAAUGCCUGUACAGGAAGGAAGUGAAUGUAGGAUUUGGUAUAAUGAAGUAUAAUGAAGCACUUGACCAACAGCAGUGAAAGCAUUUAUCGUGGCUUGUCUGAAAUCAGGCUUUUAAAAGUGAUGGUCGUCAUUUACACACACAUUAUCAGAAGUAUCGAUGUGGAAGGGAAGAGUACAGAGGAAACUACUGUAAAGAUGAUAUUGUUAAUUUUUUAUGAUUAUGAUUAUUAUUAAUAUUAUUAUUAUUAUUAUUAUUAUUAAUUUGAACUUUGAAGUGUAAAGUAACUUUUUGACUCUUCACUAUAUUUAAUUAAAGUUCUUUCUUCUCUGUG